Drosophila bipectinata is the source of this 2255-nucleotide messenger RNA. NCBI's taxonomy places the organism in Eukaryota, Metazoa, Arthropoda, Insecta, Diptera, Drosophilidae. The record is from RefSeq and is a predicted model, not a curated record.
UCAAGCAUACAGCCAUUUUUCAGCGCGUUGUUUGUAUUUUAUAUCGGUCGGCGUCAGUUGCAAUUCAACUCAAUUUCUCGGAGCGCAUCAAUUACCGUGUAUUAAACUGUCGCCGACGCCAAAAUAAAAGAGAUCGUGCAACACGGCCAAGAAUAACCAAUGUUGAGCAAAAUGGCGCAACCGAACAGUGCUGGAGGCGGUGGAUCAGGAGGAGGGGGAGCUGGUGCAGGUCCCAGUGGCCCCGGUCGUCGCCUACCCCUAUCGCUCAGCGGUGGCUCUGCAGUUUCCCGCAUACAAUCCGGCACUAAUGGCCGCUCCAACAGCCCCCAGAAUGGUGGCAACCAAAAAGUAAAUGCCACCGCCCCGUUGGGAGCUGUGAAAAAGCCUCACAAUCACACGCGUUCAUCGUCAAGCAGUUCGGCGUCUUCUAGUGCCUCCAAGGAUGAGGAUAAGAAGAGCCAAAACGGCGUCAGCAAGUCCACCAACGGCAAGGAGAAGCCCCCGCAGAAUGGCAAGGACCAGAAGGAGUCAAAGCCUAAAGAUAAGGCCUCUGACAAAGUGGAGAAGGAAGUGGUGACCGAGAAGCAAGGGCCAGCAGAGAAGAAUGAAACUGCGGAGGAAUCCAAAAAGGAAGCUAUCGCUUCUGAGGUUCCCAAACCAGAAGAUAAAGCAGAUGUAGUCAUUAUUCUGGAUGAUGAACCACAGGAGGCGGAGAAGGCUCCGGAGCCCAGUACGCCCACCAAGGAGCGCAAAUCCACUCGCAAGUCGGGCAGCCAACAGACGUCCCCAGUAGCCAAGCAGCCUUCCGUUUCGCCGGCUCAAAAGAAAUCAGUAGAUGUGACUCCCACUAAAGUUGCGGAACCAUCUCCGCCAGCACAACCCGAGGAUGUGGAAAUGGAGCCGCUAACAGUGGAUGCAUCUCCCAUACGCAGCGUCCGCAGUAACCUGGAUGCCCAGCCAGCGGCCACCUCCACACCGGGACGUAGUAUCUUUGGUUUCCGAAGCGGCAGCAAGCAGAGCACUGAGGUGGAACUGGCUGCCCAGGCCUCCAGUUCACCCGUCACGGCUCCGCCACGCACUUUCGCCCAGAUAAGUGGCCGGCGCAGUAUACGAGGACUCAACACUUUGACGCCCUCGAAGGUGGGCAGCUACAGGUGCGCUCCCAGCGAUCUGGACACCUCGAACUGCACCAAUGCCAGUAUGAACGCCACCGUGGGAUCUGAAAUCCCCAACAGCUCGUCGUUUUCGUUCUCCAUCUUUCGAUCCGGACGCAAGCGUGACCGUACUCCUCCGGUGCUUUCUGGAUCUCAGUCGACCAAUGAUCUGGCCCAGGAUGUAGAAAUGUCGCCGCCGAAGCGAGCCCGUUUCGACAUUUUCCAUUUGAAUCUGCCGUCGCCAUUUAGCCUGCUACGUGCGCGCUUCUCCAAGACGACCAUCAGCAAUCCGACGCGUCUGUGUCUGGAUCAGGCUCCGUUUGCCGAUGAUGGUGGCGAGGUACAAAACGUGUCGGGCAUUGUGAUCGAGGAGGAGGCCAAGCUAAACACAUCUUCGGUCAGUUUGCCAGAAGGAGCGGAGGAGAAAGGCCAGGAAGUUGUCAAAGAUCUGUCUGUGGGCCAGGAGGCCGGUGUGGAAACGCCGAAGAAAGGUGGUUCGCCCGUAAAAGAAAUCCCCGCCGAGAAAGGUGUUGAUGGCAAUGACGAAGAAGUUCCCGUCAACGAAGAGAAUAUUCCACCGGUCGUGGAGUCGGCGGAUACGGAGACUAACCGAUCCCGCUGCUCCAUUAUGUAGAAGAAUAUAAGCAUAAUCACUUCCCUAGAUCAUAAGUAUUACGUAGCAUAUCUGGUUUUCCCUCUUUAUGGUAAUUUGUGUUUUGGACGUAAAAUUACAUAGUAAGGAGAUGUGACGACUUCUAUCAGUCGGACCUGGUCUUGUAUUUUUUAACAAAAACUUGACCAGGUCUGAAGUUUUACCAAUCUCGACUGUGAUUUCUCGGUGGAUGGCUGUUGGCUAACAAAGCAACCAUCUUCCGAAGAAUCGCUUCAAAUCUAAGCCUGUUUACCCAGCCUAAUUGGGUAUCGAACCGAAAAACAAAAUACACAUUUAUAUUAUACCAUUACACUAUAAUUAAUGCAGUUUUUUUAAGAAUAAAAAUAUUUCUUUGAUUGUCCUUUUCCAACCACCAGUAUAUGCAAUAAGCUAUUUUGAUCUGUAAAAAUGUAAUACGUAUUUCAUAAAUAAAAUGGAUUUUUGAAAAA